AAAAAAAAAACUGUCUCCCUGGCCCGGGGCCAGCGUCCCAGCCCCCUUCGCCGCCGCCGCCGCGCCGCAGCCAGGGAAAACAACUGCUCACUUCUCCCUGCGUCCGCCCCGCGCGCUCCCUGCUUCCCGGCGGCCGCGGGAGCCCAGCCCGGCCGGGGGAGGCGCGGAGCGGGCCGGCCGCCCGGCCUUCCUCUCCCCUCGCUCCUCCUCUCCGCCUCAACCCGCUCGGCCUCCGCGCGGCCGCCUCACUUCGGGGCCUUCGCAGGCCCCCGGCCCCGGCUCGUGGCUGGGCUCCUUCCCGGGGCUCUGGAAGUUUCCGGGCUCCCCGCGGUCCAGCCUCCAUCUCUUGGCCUCGCACCGGGCCCCCGGCCGCGCCUGCCGUCCCCUCCCCGCGCGCUUCCUCCGUUCCUCUCCCUCGCUGCCCUCUCUCCCCCCUCUCCCGGGGCUCCCGGCUUGCUACCCCACCCCCCUCACCCCCCCCCCCGGGGGGCGCCGCGACCAUAGCCCCGGCCCGGGCGCGCCCCCCGGGUCCUGCGGCCCCGGAUGCCCGGGCCCCGCGGGGCUGCUGGCGGCCUGGCCCCUGAGAUGCGCGGGGCGGGGGCGGCGGGGCUGCUGGCGCUGCUGCUGCUGCUGCUGCUGCUGCUGGGCCCGGGCGGCGGGGCCGAGGCGGGGCCGGCGGGCGAGCGGGGCGCCGGCGGGGGCGGGGCGCUGGCCCGGGAGCGCUUCAAGGUGGUCUUUGCGCCGGUGAUCUGCAAGCGGACCUGCCUCAAGGGCCAGUGUCGGGACAGUUGUCAGCAGGGCUCCAACAUGACGCUCAUCGGAGAGAACGGCCACAGCACCGAUACGCUCACGGGCUCCGGCUUCCGCGUGGUGGUGUGCCCUCUGCCCUGCAUGAACGGCGGCCAGUGUUCCUCCCGAAACCAGUGCCUGUGUCCCCCGGACUUCACCGGUCGCUUCUGCCAGGUGCCCGCUGGAGGAGCUGGCGGGGUCACCGGCGGCGCAGGCCCCGGGCUUGGCCGGGCCGGGGCCCUGUCAACAGGCGCGCUUCCGCCCCUGGCUCCAGAAAGCGAGUCUGUAGCCAGCAAGCAUGCCAUCUACGCGGUCCAGGUGAUCGCUGAUCCGCCCGGGCCCGGGGAGGGGCCCCCUGCCCAGCAUGCAGCCUUCCUGGUGCCCCUCGGGCCAGGACAGAUCUCAGCGGAAGUGCAGGCCCCGCCCCCCGUGGUGAACGUGCGCGUGCACCAUCCUCCCGAUGCCUCGGUCCAAGUUCACCGCAUCGAGGGGCCGAACGCCGAGGGCCCAGCCCCCUCGCAGCACCUGCUGCCGCACCCCAAGCCCCAGCACCCCCGGCCACCCACCCAGAAGCCCUUGGGCCGCUGCUUCCAGGACACACUGCCCAAGCAGCCUUGCGGCAGCAACCCCCUCCCCGGCCUCACCAAGCAGGAAGACUGCUGUGGGAGCAUCGGCACCGCGUGGGGCCAGAGCAAGUGUCAUAAGUGCCCCCAGCUACAGUACACAGGGGUGCAGAAACCAGGACCUGUACGUGGGGAGGUGGGCGCUGACUGCCCUCAGGGCUACAAGAGACUCAACAGCACCCAUUGCCAGGACAUCAACGAGUGCGCGAUGCCCGGCAUGUGUCGCCAUGGUGACUGCCUCAACAACCCCGGCUCCUAUCGCUGCGUCUGCCCACCUGGCCAUAGCUUGGGCCCCUCCCGAACGCAGUGCAUUGCGGACAAGCCAGAGGAGAAGAGCCUGUGCUUCCGCCUGGUGAGCCCCGAGCACCAGUGCCAGCACCCGCUGACCACGCGCCUCACCCGCCAGCUCUGCUGCUGCAGCGUGGGCAAGGCCUGGGGCGCGAGGUGCCAGCGCUGCCCGGCUGAUGGCACUGCUGCCUUCAAGGAGAUCUGUCCAGCUGGGAAGGGGUACCACAUCCUCACUUCCCACCAGACCCUCACCAUUCAAGGCGAAAGUGAUUUUUCCCUUUUCCUGCACCCUGACGGGCCACCCAAGCCCCAGCAGCAUCCUGAGAGCCCCAGCCGGGCACCGCCACCUGAGGACGCGGAGGAAGAACGAGGGGUGAGCACGGACUCACCAGUGAUGGAGGAACAGUCGGCACAGCAGAGCCACCUGACCGCCACCACAUCUCCUGCCAGGCCCUACCCUGAGUUGAUCUCCAGGCCCUCGCCUCCCACCGUGCGUUGGUUCCUGCCAGACCUGCCCCCUUCCCGCAGUGCAGUGGAGAUUGCUCCUACCCAGGUCACAGAGACAGACGAGUGCCGACUGAACCAGAACAUCUGUGGCCACGGCGAGUGCGUCCCGGGCCCCUCGGACUACUCCUGCCAUUGCAAUCCGGGCUACCGGUCGCACCCGCAGCACCGCUACUGCGUGGACGUGAACGAGUGCGAGGCGGAGCCGUGCGGCGCCGGGAGGGGCAUCUGCAUGAACACGGGCGGCUCCUACAACUGCCACUGCAACCGCGGCUACCGCCUGCACGUGGGCGCCGGGGGGCGCUCGUGCGUGGACCUGAACGAGUGCGCCAAGCCCCACCUGUGCGGCGACGGCGGCUUCUGCCUCAACUUCCCGGGUCACUACAAGUGCAACUGUUACCCCGGCUACCGGCUCAAAGCCUCACGACCGCCCGUGUGCGAAGACAUCGACGAGUGCCGAGACCCUAGCUCCUGUCCGGAUGGCAAAUGCGAGAACAAACCCGGGAGCUUCAAGUGCAUUGCCUGUCAGCCCGGCUACCGCAGCCAGGGGGGCGGGGCCUGCCGCGACGUGAACGAGUGCGCCGAGGGCAGCCCCUGCUCACCGGGCUGGUGCGAGAACCUCCCAGGCUCCUUCCGCUGCACGUGCGCCCAGGGCUACGCGCCUGCGCCGGAUGGCCGCAGUUGCCUGGGUGAGCCCCAGCCCUGCCAGUCAACGCCCCCCGCACCCACGCCGCGCGCAAACUGGGGACCGAGUCUGUCCCACAGUGGGCAGGAGAUAGAUAAUGCACCCUCCAGUUCACGCAUCUAUCCCCGGAGGCACAUUCCCCCCCCCCCCCCCCGCAAGAAGCGACUGGUUUCCUUGGAGCCACUCUUCCUGCUUCCCUCACUCCCCACAGACAUAGAUGAAUGCAGCCAGGACCCCGGCCUGUGUCUUCCCCACGGGGCCUGCGAGAACCUGCAGGGCUCCUAUGUUUGCGUCUGUGACGAGGGCUUCACGCCCACCCAGGACCAGCACGGCUGUGAGGAGGUGGAGCAGCCCCACCACAAGAAGGAGUGCUACCUUAACUUCGAUGACACCGUGUUCUGCGACAGUGUACUGGCCACCAAUGUCACCCAGCAGGAGUGCUGCUGCUCGCUGGGGGCUGGCUGGGGAGACCACUGCGAGAUCUAUCCCUGCCCAGUGUACAGCUCAGCUGAGUUCCACAGUCUCUGCCCAGACGGGAAGGGCUACACCCAAGACAACAACAUUGUCAACUACGGCAUCCCGGCCCACCGUGACAUCGACGAGUGCAUACUGUUCGGAGCAGAGAUCUGCAAGGAGGGCAAGUGCGUGAAUACGCAGCCCGGCUACGAGUGCUAUUGCAAGCAAGGCUUCUACUACGACGGGAACCUACUGGAGUGCGUGGACGUGGACGAGUGCUUGGACGAGUCCAACUGCCGGAACGGAGUGUGUGAGAACACGCGCGGCGGCUACCGCUGUGCCUGCACGCCCCCCGCCGAGUACAGCCCGGCGCAGCGGCAGUGUCUGAGCCCGGAGGAGAUGGACGUAGACGAGUGUCAGGACCCGGCAGCGUGCCGCCCUGGCCGCUGCGUCAACCUGCCGGGCUCCUACCGCUGCGAGUGCCGCCCGCCCUGGGUGCCCGGGCCCUCCGGCCGCGAUUGCCAGCUCCCCGAGAGCCCAGCCGAGCGUGCCCCGGAGCGACGGGACGUGUGCUGGGCCCAGCGCGGAGAAGAUGGCAUGUGCGCGGGACCCCUGGCCGGGCCAGCCCUCACCUUCGACGACUGCUGCUGUCGUCAGGGCCGCGGUUGGGGAGCCCAGUGCCGCCCUUGCCCGCCACGCAGCGCUGGGUCCCAGUGCCCAACGUCACAGAGUGAGAGCAAUUCCUUCUGGGACGCGAGCCCCCUGCUGCUAGGAAAGCCCCCUCGAGAAGAGGACAGCUCGGAGGAGGACUCGGACGAGUGCCGCUGCGUGAGUGGCCGCUGCGUGCCGAGGCCCGGCGGCGCCGUGUGCGAGUGUCCGGGCGGCUUCCAGCUCGACGCCUCUCGUGCGCGUUGUGUCGACAUCGAUGAGUGCCGAGAACUGAACCAGCGUGGGCUGCUGUGCAAGAGUGAGCGCUGCGUGAACACAAGCGGCUCCUUCCGCUGCGUCUGCAAAGCUGGCUUCGCACGCAGCCGCCCACACGGGGCCUGUGUGCCCCAGCGCCGCCGCUAACGAGGCCCUCAGCCAUCAGCGAGGGGUUCCCGCCUGACCCUCGGGGUGAACUCAGUCUCUCACCUGUGUUCCAACUCGGGGCUCGGACCCAGGAACUCUCCGGGGGUCUUAGACCCCUUCCUGCGCCCCGAGUUCUAAGGGCGCCCUUACAGGCGCCGCCCAGUUCGCAGGCGGAGUGUGGGACUCUCAGGCACUGAGGUCCUUCCUCCCAGAGGGCGUUUCCUGGAAACUGAUAAAUCAAACCAUGCCUCUGCACUCUC
Panthera uncia (snow leopard) is the source of this 4676-nucleotide messenger RNA. It is a transcript of the gene LTBP3, whose product is annotated as latent transforming growth factor beta binding protein 3. The transcript has 26 exons. Gene Ontology annotation, molecular function: calcium ion binding. Bases 544 to 4416 code for a protein of 1290 amino acids. The record is from RefSeq and is a predicted model, not a curated record. Lineage: Eukaryota; Metazoa; Chordata; Mammalia; Carnivora; Felidae.